Messenger RNA from Aspergillus novofumigatus IBT 16806, 2920 nucleotides. RefSeq lists its product as uncharacterized. Bases 26 to 2851 code for a protein of 941 amino acids. The transcript has 18 exons. The record is from RefSeq and is a predicted model, not a curated record. NCBI's taxonomy places the organism in Eukaryota, Fungi, Ascomycota, Eurotiomycetes, Eurotiales, Aspergillaceae. Gene Ontology annotation, biological process: meiotic cell cycle; regulation of synaptonemal complex assembly.
UCAUCACCCAAGUGGCAGACAGUCAAUGUCCCAACCGUCCGACUACAGUAGCAACCGUUGUGAUUUCGGGACAAUGACAUCCAAGGAUCUUGAAGAACGUUCACUCAAUGUCCUAGCCCUCGCUAAGCAAAUACAAUCUUGGCUCUCCAAUGCAAGCACCUCUGAACAAUCCCAGAUAGCAGAUACAUCUAUCGAACUUCUCGACAACUAUCUCGGCGAUAUACCCUCGUUCACAGCAGCUCCCUCGUCAACCAUCCGUCGUCAAUUGGAUACUGAAGGAACGAAGCUAUGGAAUACAUGCACACAACUCAUGGCAAUCUCUGCUGACAAUUCCAAGCUGAGGCUACUGAGUAAAGUGAAAGCUCUCGCUUUUGCAAUGCUAGAUUGUGCCGCGUCUGCCCACAAUCAAGGCAACAGCCGAAGCUUCGAGCUCGCUUUGAGAGCAGCACGCACUUGCAUGGAUCAGGAACAGUUGGAUCUGAGCCAGAAGAUCAUCGGCAUAGCGGCUACUCGCUUGAAUGAUAUGUGUAGAAACCAGAGCAGCCAGAACAGAGCAAAAGUAGAAACCUACAUGACAGAAUACUACAUGCUGCGUGUCUACUUGUCCUGGCUGCAAGGUAGAUCCGAUAUUGCAGAGCAUUUAUUCUCCAAGGUCCCGCAAGCGAGCCGAGGCGGACAUUUGGAGACUGUUAUGGAUAUCUGCUAUCAAGUUGGGGCACAGGAAAUCUCACGUCGGCAGCUUGAUGUGGCAGCUCGAUGGCUUGAACGAGCUUUGAGCUCAUGCGAGCUCCUUCAGCAUGAAACCCAACAAGUCAAUCCGGAUCUGAAGGAUAAAAGGCUCCGGGUUUUAGUUGCUUUCGUUUGGGUCAGUCUUCAUCUCGACUCUGCAGACGCAAAGUUUGAUUGCGACAGGGCAGUAGCGUGUUUGAAAAGUGAAUAUGAUGAUGCUUUUGAAGCUCAAGUCCUUCAACUCGAGAUUUACAGCAAGGAGAACAUCUCCGACUACGAUGAAUAUGCUGAAAUCCUUCGGCGCGCCAUUGCCGUUCUGGAGCUCAACGAUGCUGAUCUUAAGAAUAUCCUAUACUUCAUCCAUAAGCUCAAGGAAUUCAGGAUCAAGCAGCUGUUGCAUGACAAGCUUGCUGUCUCAGACAAAAGAGCAUGGACAGAGCGUGUCUUCAUCAGCCUCGUUCGGGCAUUGACCGAAUCUUAUCCUUGUGCUCUCGACUGCAUCGCCGUCAUGAAAGAUGUGGCUCAAAGUCUCCUUGAGUUUGGACUCCAAUCUCUGAGUGAAGGGACAACCAAUGCUUGCUUGAUUCUAGUCUGGAAACACAUUGAUACAGCAAUGUCUAACGGAGACAUAUCACACGCUGAGCGAUGCUGUGAAUUUCUCCUCGAACAGCCCUUAUUCCAAAUAUCCUCGGACAGUAAAGGCAAAAUUCUAAGGAAGCUGAUCUCCUGCUCUCGGGAUGAUCCAAGCACACUUGAGGGGCAUAAAGUCAUUGUGAGACACCUUGAAGAAUGCAAAGCCUCAGCAUCUACGCUGUACAUGCUGUAUGGGGUAGCUUUACGAAAUGAUGACUAUACUCUUGGGCAAACAUGUCUUACGUCGUUGAGUGAGCUAGGGCAAGAGGGAAAGAUAUAUCUCUUUUCAUGUGCUGCAGAGGCUCGUCGGUCAGGAAAUACUCGAUUUACGAUCGAAUGUCUUCAGCAGCUUAUAACAGGCAUGGAUGACAAUUCCCUUGGAGAAGUACCCGUCUCAACACUGUUCCAGUAUGUGUUGCCCGUCUAUAUGGCAAUGGUCACUGAGCUAAUUCACUGCAUAAUCUUGCUUUCUCAACUCCUGGCGCCAGAGGACCGCGGCAAUGCGGCUUCGAUAGCCCAUCUCAUAUCCACAUUUGAGGAAGCUUUGAAACGUGCCAACAACGAAGGGAGAUUGCCACUCUACUCAGCCAGUGAACUAGAAUGGUUUGCGAGGAAGAGCUACAACAUAGCCCUUGACAUACAUAGAACCUCCCCUUCAGAGACUGUCCUACACCUCUUAGAGAUAUCCCUCGAGUUCACAGACCUAUACCAUAAAAAGACUGGAACCAAAGACCGAAUCUUCAUCUAUCUCCUCGCCGAGUACAUCAAAUGCAGCAAAUUGAUAGCCGAUGCCCGUGGUCAUACCCCCUCAUCUGCGAAGGCCUACAAGCAAAUCCGUCAAUCCGUACAGCACUUCGAAACCCACAUACAAGCCCAACUUGAUACAUGCAAAACCGCACCCGAACGUGAGGUAUGGACGCAUAAGUACCGUCCCCUGCUCGCCUUGGACUUCGAAGCGGCCAUCGAUCUUAAACAGUGGAACGACAUCCCGAGCAUAAUCGAGAGAACCAGCACGAUCCUCGAUGACCAGCUCUGCUCAGUAUUCCUAGACUGCAUCCUCCGCUCUGGGACGCCAGCUCCCAACAUCGCACAGGUCGUCAAGGAUAUAAUCUGCAUCUUCCACUCCUCUCCGUCUCCAUCCUUCGACGCUGGGGCCUUCCACCAGAAACUCCCCCGGUAUCUACGGUGCCUGUUUCAAACAGCCCUAGAGGCGAAAGACUACUCGCUGACAGAGUCAGUCCUCCACCAAGCUGUUGUGCUAGCUCGUGAUAACUCAGCAGACACGGACUUGCCGUUUGUAUAUCCGAGCGACGAGCUCAAAUGGCUGGCAACCAUGGCUUUUAAUAGAGCGGUCGAUUUAUAUCUUGCCUCGGCGGAUGAGGACUGUCGAAAAUGGGGAGAGAUUGCUUUUACACUGGCUGAUUUAAUAAAGGAUGACGGUGGCGCGCUGUUAAGAAUGCUGAGGCAAAAUUAUGCCAAACUUAUGUGAGGUACGGUUGAUGUUUCCUCGCUUAUAUAUCUCACAUCGGGAGUAGUCACAUUCGAUUAUAUACUUAGG